AAAAGCAGACGAUGAUCACAAUGAAUCCCCUAGGAAACAGAAAAAAGGGGAAAAUGAAAACGGCUCCAGUGGAAAACAAGCGCCAACUAACGUGACUAGCGCCUGUUCCAGUCAAAUGAUAGCAGAUACGGAAAAUGAGUCAGAUAUUGACGAUUUUUUAAGGGAGGAAAAAGACGAAGAAUCAGACAAUGAAGCUGGAACAUUUCUAGAAGAUUUAGACGAUUUUUUCUCUCUGCAGCAAAUUACAGGAGAGGAAGUUAGUGACCAUCUAGCAAGUAUCACUAACAAAGCUCUUCGAGUUUCCGACAAAAAAGAUGCAGAAAAAAUCAAAGAAUUCAGGGAAAAGUACAAACGACCCAAAAAUGUAGAAAAUCUUCAAGUUCCUACAGUAGAGGAGGUCGUCUGGAGACAACUUCAGCCGAAUACAAAACAGGCAGACUUUCUUCUACAAAAAGUAACUGGAAAUUAUGGGCUAGCGUUAACACCAAUUCUCAGAGCACUGGACCUUUUGAAAACAAAGGGUAGCCAGGAGGACAUAACAAAUUGUCUGAUGGACACUUUCAAAAUACUGUGUCUUACGUUUAAGGCAACAAAUACCUCUCGAGGAGAACGCAUUCGCCGAGAUAUUCAGCCACAGUUUAAGGCUAUAUGUGAUAUUGAGCCUUCAGCGACACAACUCUUUGGUGACAAUCUCCAGGAAACAUUAAAGAAACUCAAGACGACAAAGGUAAAACUUGGAAACCUUUCGCACACAACAAGCAGGCCUUUUUUAUCGAAACGGGGGGCUCGAAGAUGGGUUAUCGUCCUUACAAUCAUCAGAACCAAAGGAGUGCCCCCCACCGCAAUGCCUUCCAAAACAAACGAGUGGACCAUCAGAAGAAAAGAUUUGGGCCACAAAAGAACAACCGGAAGUAAAAAACCCUUCUACCACGUAUACUGCAAAAGAUAGACGAAGACAAAACAGAGGCUGUCAUAGUGGCUCCAAUCUGGCCAACACAAACAUGGUGGCCCAGUCUACUUCAACUACUACAGGGGACAUGUUACAACCUGCCAAAUCC
Messenger RNA from Ruditapes philippinarum (Manila clam), 1058 nucleotides. RefSeq lists its product as uncharacterized. Lineage: Eukaryota; Metazoa; Mollusca; Bivalvia; Venerida; Veneridae. The record is from RefSeq and is a predicted model, not a curated record.